AUGUCCCCAAAAACUGUUGUUGUUACUGGCUCUAAUAGAGGAUUAGGGUUUGGUCUUGUUCAGCAAUUUUUGAACGAUCCACUCGUAGAACAUGUGAUUGCAACUGCCAGAGAUGUUGAUAGUGCAACAGAUCUGAAAUCCAUCUCUGAUCAACGUCUUCACAUUCUUCCUCUAUCAUUGGGAUGUGAUGAAUCGAUUGCUGCUUUCACUAAAAAAGUGUAUGAAAUCGUUGGAGAUUCUGGAUUGACUCUUCUUGUCAAUAAUGCUGCCGUCAUGCUUCCAUAUGUAACAAAACAAAAACCAGAUCGAAAAGUUGUGAAUGAUUUAUUUGAAACCAACACGAUUGGACCAAUGAUUCUAACGCAAUCUCUUGUUCCAUUAAUCAUUAAAGCCUCAAAUCUCCAAAAUGACGCUUCGCUGUCGAUUUCUCGUGCUGCUAUUAUCAAUAUUGCUUCUGAAUUCCUGGGAUCCAUCUCAGAUAACACUUCUGGGUCUGGAGAGUACAAAGCAAUGGCAUAUCGAAUGACAAAAUGUGCAGUCAAUCAGUUUACCAAAACUCUUUCGAUCGAUUUGAAAGAUGAUCAUAUUUUGACGGCUGGAAUUUGCCCAGGAAAGGUUCAAACUGGAAUGAGCAAAGGAAAAGGAGAAUUCACUAUUGAGCAGGCGUCUUCAAAUCUCGUCGAAGCGUUCAAAAAACUUGGUAAAGAGCACAAUGGAGGAUAUUUCAGAAGAGAUCUUUCAGUCAUCCCGUAUUAA
Molecule: messenger RNA, 756 nt
Organism: Caenorhabditis briggsae
Lineage: Eukaryota; Metazoa; Nematoda; Chromadorea; Rhabditida; Rhabditidae
Exons: 3
Coding region: 1-756 (251 amino acids)
Source: RefSeq, a predicted model, not a curated record